GCCGGCGGAGGUCUUGCAGUGAAUGCGGAGACGCAAGGGGAUAAGGAACAGUAGGGGGAGGUCAGGAGCCUGGUCGGGCAGGGAGGAGACUGUGAGUGGCCUGCGUCCGGGAAUGGAGGAACGGUGAGAGAGGAGAUGGUCGCCAUCAAAAUCUUGAGGGGCUGGAGUAGGAGGAGAAGGAGGAAGGGGAAGGGUCAGGAUGCGGGAUCGGGACAAUGAGACGGUCGGCAUUUGGUCGGUCGGGAGUCGGGACGGGGAUGUUGCGACAGAGGAAGGAGAAGGAGAGUCAGGGCGACCAAAUGGGGGUGAAGCAUGCAAGGAGAAGGGCGACAUGGAUGAGGAAAAGCAUGGGAAGGAGGAUGGGAAGCAGGAGGUGAUGAAGAAGAACCAGCAUCAAACAUCAGCAGUAGCAGUAGAAGAAGAAGAACAGGAAGGUGGGGAAGAAGAAGAAGAAGAAGAAGAAGAAGAAGAAGAAGAAGAAGAAGAAGAGAGAGAAGAAGAAGAAGAAGAGGGAGAAGAAGAAGAAGAAGAAGAAGAAGAAGAAGAAGAAGAAGAAGAAGAAGAAGAGGGAGAAGAAGGAGCAGGAGCAGGAGCAGGAGCAGGAGCAGGCGAAGGAGGAAAAGGAGAAGUAAAAGGAGAAGGAGAAGAAGGAGAAGGGGAAUACGGGGAAGGAGGAGAGGGAGAAGGAGCAGGAGCAGGCGAAGGAGGAAAAGGAGAAGGAGAAGAAGGAGAAGAAGGAAAAGAAGGAGAAGAAGGAGAAGGGGAAUACGGGGAAGGAGGAGGGGGAGAAGAAGAAGAAUCUAACAUAUGUUGCUUGGAUGGUGGCGGGCCAAUUAGAAACCAUGCCUGCUUUGGGUCUGCCUGGCUGCGAGCCUACGGUAGAGUCACUGUGGGCAGCACAAGUGGCCCCUCCAUCGGGAGGUCUGCUGAUGUCGGUCGCAGGGAACGGAUAAGGAGGAGGUUUACGUCAGCAUCAGCUCUUCAGAGAUCUGCUAGUGGCACAGGUUCGGCUGCGAGUCAAGUUUCUGCGGGAGGAUCUCCUGAUCCGAAGAAGGUUCAGCCUCGCGACCCCACCUUGAAGCCUUUGGCGGCGGUGCUUGGACUGACAACAGCAGUCGGUGGGGGGUUUCUUUGGUGGACAUGGGAAGAUGGAGGAAGAGAGGCGACCGAGAGGACGCUGCGCCCGGCAUUCCAAUUUCUUGGCCUACAAGGGCCGGAUCUUGGAGAAGCGAAACUGGGGGGCGAGCAAAGGCGAACGGAGCAGCCAAAGCAUGGUGACGUUGGUCAAAUGGGGAGGGAACCGGAGGAAGGAGAGACCAAGGAUCAGGCGAGUGAAGCGGUGGGAUACCGGGGGACGGAGGGUGCCGAAAGCCUGGAGAAGGGCAGAGAGGAAGAGGAGGAGGGGAGAGACUCAGAGCAGCAACUAAGCCCCAUACCAGAGGACAAGGUGGAGGAAGAUGCGGAAGCGGCUCAGGUGGGGGAAGCAGACGAACCUGUGUCUGUCGACGAGCAGGAGGAAGAGAACGGUGAUGAGAAUGGAGAGGAAGAGCUCUCCGACAUGGUGGGAAUGGACGAUAAGCAUGAGAGAGGAACUGAUCUGCAGGCUGAGGUAACCAUGUCAGAGAUGGCCGCUGGUAUAGGGGCCAGGUUGACGAAGGCAGCCGACGACGAGGAGGAAGAGGAGAAGGCGUCAUUGACAAGGAAACAAGUCAAUGAGACUGCUGGUGCUGGGACUGCUGAUGAUGUUAAAGCUAGUAAACAGGUGAGAGUGGAAGAGGGUGGUGUUGUGUUGGAGGAGGAUGGAGAGCGGAAUGGACAGUUGGCUGAAGAAGAUGAACACAGGGAUGACGCAGUGGCAUCAAUAAGGAGCGAGGCAGUGAGCGCAGGGAAGAAAGCGGAGACGGCAGACGGAGAAGAGUUUCAGGAACUAGGAGGAUUGAUAUAUGGGAUGAUGUUGAAGCAGGAGGAAGCCAUCCGAGAAACAUUCGAGUCAAGAAUCCAACGCCUUGAAGAAGAACACAGGCAGGAACUGAAUGACGAGAGGGCAAAUGCCCUUCGGCAUGCCCAGAAGGCCAGCACUCUUGAGAAGGAAUUAACAAAGCAGAAACUUCUCCAUGCAAAGGCGCUGAAGGAGCAAUUACAAAGGGAGGAGGAGAAAAGGCAGAGAGAAUUGCAUCAACUGAUGGAGGAUGAGAAACGGAAGAUCGCAGAGCUGAAGGUGGCACUCGAAGCGAAAUCGGCAGCCACGAUUGCGAGUGAGAGGGCAGGAAGAAUUGAAGAGACUGACCAAAUACGGAUGAAGUUGAAUGCGCUGCAGCUGGCAUUCGAUGGACAUGCAGAAGAAUCGAGGCGGAGCCUAGAGGCCCACAAAAUUGCAAUGGGCGCGUUUGUCCUCGAGGAUGCUUUGAUGCGAGGGCAGCCGUUGUCGAAGUUGGCGAAACUGUUGGAAGCGUCGGCAAAAGACGAUCCGCUCAUCCGUGCAGUUGUGGACUCGCUUUCAUCGCCAGAGAUUGAAACAAUGGGAGCGCCUACAAGACUGCAGUUGUGGAACAAGUUCGAGGCGUCAAGGCCUACAUUAAAGGAACUAGCUUUCCUUCCGCAAGGAGGCGGUGGUGUCCUUGCACAUGCUGUAGCUAAACUCGCUGCUCGUCUGAAGGUGAAGGAGCAGGACUCUAACCUGGAAGGAGGCGGCCUUGAGGCCGUGCUGGCACGCGUUGAGAGUCUGUUUGUGGAGGGAAGAUUGUUGGAAGCAGCUUCUCUGAUCCAGGAAGGGGUGUCAGGAACUCGUGCGGAGGAGGUAGUGAGCAAUUGGGUGCAACUCGUACGGAACAGGGUCGUUGCAGAGCAGGCAGUGGCUAUGCUACAAGCUGCUGCAACGGUCAUGGCGGCAGCGUCGACAUGAAUGAACGAAUGAAUGAACGGGCCUUGUGUGGAUCCACAUUCUUUCUUCCGUGUAAAGGACAACGAAAUCACUUCUGCGGCAAAUUGAUCUUGACGUUCUUCUGCAUAAAGGAAAACGAAAUCACUUCUGCGGUAAAUUUCUGUUUUCACUGUCGACAUCCACCUCCAUUGUUUGUUAAUGUCGCUCAACGUUGUUCAUUGUAUAGCUCGAGAUGUAUCCACCUUCGUCCCUGCUAGGUAGUCGUGAGCAUGAGAUAAGAUCGGUUCAUGUGCGGAAUCGAAAGUCGAUGACACCUGUGAGAGGUAUGAGCUGUGUGGAGUGAAGUUGAGGACAAGUACUGUGUCGUUGUAUAGCUUGAGAUGUGUCGUUCGUCUUCGCUACACUCGAGCAUGUGAUAAGAGUUGUUCAUGCGCAGAAUUGGAAGUUCAUGACACCUGAGAGGUUUUGAGAGGCAUGGACAUGAAGUUGAUGAGAAUGACUGUGUUGUUGGUCGACGGUUAGCGCAUACAGAUGCAGUGACGCUUGACUGCAGACUCGCUCGCUAACGCAAAGAGCUUCACGGGCGAUCAGAAGGCCAGGUGCAUGAACUAGGUUAGGUAGGAGGAAGACGAGCAGCAAAAGUCAUGUGUUGGCAUGGUGGCAGUGUCAGUGGAUUGUGAGUUUCGCAGGUGUUGAACAUGUGUUCUGUAUCGGAAUUUUGCUGGCUCCAGUUUGGCGCUUGUUGUGUAAGCUGGGAGGAAGGGAGGAGAGAACCGGCAGCCAGAGACUAAACAGAGUCUUUUGUGAGUGUGGGGGGAAGCUUUGGUUGGCCACCAUCUGCAAACAAACUCCACUGCAAUCAGCCCUUCGCGACAUCUGUUAGAAUCCGAACGAUACAGAGAAGAUUAGCAUGGCCCCUGCGCGAGGAUGACACUGCAUAACUCGAGAAAUGGUCUAAAAUUGAGGGGGCGGGGGGGAGGAGGAGGGGGGGGGGGGGAAGGGAAGCCUAUGGAUGGGUUAUGGACCCCAAACAAACCCAAAUGGCCACUGUGCAAGGAUCACACACUUAAUAGAGAGAGAGGGGGGAUAUGUGGUCAGCCUAACCGGAAGCAUCCAGACCCAGGAGCGGACCUGAGACCGACACACUAUCGUAUUCUGGCUCAGCAAGUGGCCUCAGGAGCCCGAAGGGGAUGCUCACACUAGGGAUUCAUUAGAUGUAUCUGACUGCAUUUGGGUCACUUGCGCCUACAUACUCUACACAGCACUAGCAUCUCUCUUGUCUGUCUUCACACUGAGUGUCACAGCCCCGUCGUGCUGCUUUCAAAAGCAAUAUGCACUCUAGAUGUGCUUAAGGUUAGAACCCAAGGUUGGAUGAAAUUACCAACGGGGACUUCAUGCUGGUGAAGCACAAGCAACCAUGGUCCACGGGCCAACGCGUAAGGAUGCACCUGGGUACAACUUUCACCAUCUGCAAACAAACUGCGGUGGUUAUGUGGGUCGAUCGCAAGCAGCUAAAGGGGAUGGCAGUUUUCUGCUGAGAAUUCCAGAAAUCCGCUGAAGACACCAACAGGGACGUAGGAGAACAUCAUGAAAUCACGAUGCGGAUCGCGAGGGAGGGAAGAUGGGGAGGAGCGCAUCUGCAAGCUGUAUUGUUGGCUUCAGUGUGACAUCUGCAAGGAAAAUGCACAAGAAUCUGUUACUGAAGAAGGAGAGGAGGAGGAGGAGGAGGAGGAGGAGAAGGAAAACAAGCAAGUGUGGUGUGGAUGCGAGGGAGGGGGAGCGGGAAGGAGCACAAACAAACUAUUGUUGGAUUAAGUACGGCAUCUGCAAAGAAAAAACACAGGAGCGGUUACUGCAGAAGAACAAAAGGAGGAGGAGGAGGAGGAGGAGGAGAUGAAGAAAGUGUGUGGUGGAAAUAUCCAUUAGGGGAUGGCAGGUUGCAGAGGAGUUGUCCCUAGGAUCUUAUUCUGAGUCACAUGGAGGCAAGUUUGGUGUUAAGGAUCAGAUUUG
Messenger RNA from Chara braunii, 4891 nucleotides. The record is from the annotation of a GenBank genome assembly. NCBI's taxonomy places the organism in Eukaryota, Viridiplantae, Streptophyta, Charophyceae, Charales, Characeae.